Cajanus cajan (pigeon pea) is the source of this 3294-nucleotide messenger RNA. RefSeq lists its product as uncharacterized. Gene Ontology annotation, biological process: activation of GTPase activity. The record is from RefSeq and is a predicted model, not a curated record. Gene Ontology annotation, molecular function: GTPase activator activity. NCBI's taxonomy places the organism in Eukaryota, Viridiplantae, Streptophyta, Magnoliopsida, Fabales, Fabaceae.
UAGUGAAUUUUGCACCGGAAGAGAAGAAAAUGAAAAUGAAAAUGGAUAUAAAAUUUACAGCUCAAUCUUCCCUUCCUCACAGCACAGAUGACACAUCCACCAUUCCAUUUCCUUUCCUCUUCCUCUGGGCAAAAACAAACUACCAUUCUUCUCCUUUUCUCUGUCUUCUCACUUUCUCUCCCCUCCCAUAAAAGGAACAAUGAAAGAUUGAGCAGUACAAACAACAGCACAUCCAAUCAUUUCCCUUCUCACACUAUCAUCUCCUCAUUAGCACCCCACAAGCAAAUUCUUUUUCUCCUUCAACACAUUUGCCUUGCGCCGCUCAAAUUUUCAAUUUUUCGCUUUCCAGAAAGCAAUUGGGACAAAUUUCGUUGCUUUUGAGCAUCUGGGUCGGUGGGGGGUCGCCGGAUACACAUGCCGCCGGCUCUGAUGGAUCCGCCUUUGCCGGAAUUGUCGUCGGUGCCGUCUUUAAGCUCCGGCGCCGUUUCUCCGGGAUCGGCGCCGGAGAGUCGGCCAUUUGGGGAUCUUAGAGGUUUGCAGUGGCGAAUAAAUCUUGGGGUGUUGCCAUCUUCUUCUUCUUCUACUUCUUCUUCUUCUUCUUCUUCUUCUUCUUCUUCUUCUUCUUCUUCUUCUUCUUCUUCUUCCAUUGAUGAUCUUCGUCGUGCCACGGCUAAUUCUAGAAGGAGGUAUGCCAGUUUGAGAGGGCGCCUCCUGGUUGAUCCUCAUAUUACAAAGGAUGGAAGUAGUUCACCCAAUCUUGUCAUGGAUAACCCACUUUCACAAAAUCCAGACAGUACAUGGAGUCGCUUUUUUCGCAAUGCAGAGAUGGAGAGGAUGGUUGAUCAGGAUUUAUCGCGUCUAUACCCAGAACAUGGCAACUACUUCCAGACUCCAGGAUGCCAAGGCAUAUUGAGACGAAUUUUAUUACUAUGGUGUCUCAGACACCCAGAGUGUGGUUAUAGACAAGGAAUGCAUGAAUUACUUGCUCCGGUGCUUUAUGUUCUCCAAUGUGAUGUGGAGUGUCUUUCAGAAGUUCGAAAGCUUUAUGAAGAUCACUUCACAGACAGAUUUGAUGACCUCAUUUGUCAAGAGAAUGAUCUUUCUUACAGCUUUGAUUUUAAAAAAUCAGACUUGAUGAAGGACGAAAUUGACUCCAAUGGAAAGUCAAUGAAAAUCAAGAGUCUUGAUGAGCUUGAUCCUAAGAUACAGAAGAUUGUAUUGCUAAGUGACGCAUAUGGGGCUGAAGGUGAAUUGGGCAUUGUUUUAUCUGAGAAAUUCGUCGAACAUGAUGCUUACUGUAUGUUUGAUGCUCUAAUGAAUGGGUCUCGUGGGUCAAUUGCAAUGGCUGAUUUCUUCUCCUAUUCCCCUGUGCCUGGGUCCCAUACUGGCUUGCCUCCUGUAAUUGAAGCUUCUGCUGCAUUGUAUCAUUUGUUGUCUCAUGUGGAUUCAUCUCUGCAUGGCCAUCUCGUUGAUCUUGGGGUUGAACCCCAGUACUUUGCUCUCCGCUGGUUGCGAGUUUUAUUUGGACGGGAAUUUUCACUCAGCAACCUCUUGAUAAUCUGGGAUGAAAUAUUUUCAUCAGAUAACAGUAAAGUGGAAAAACACGCUGACGACAAUGCAGACUCUGGUUUUAGGAUCUUUCAUUCGUCUCGUGGAGCAUUUAUCACAGCUAUGGCUGUAGCAAUGAUGCUUCAUUUAAGAUCUUCACUACUUGCAGCUGAAAAUCCUACAACUUGUCUCCAGAGAUUAUUAAACUUCCCUGAGGACACUGACAUUGGAAAACUAAUAAGGAAGGCUAAAUCCUUGCAGGCUCUUGCAUUAAGUACUGAGAUUUCAUCCACAAUGCCUUCACUUGUUGAGUAUCAUAACCAGGGUAAAACAGUUUUGCAAAGAUCUCGGACCCUCUCAUCUGAAUCAAGUUCACCAAAAACUCCUCUGAAUUUAGUACCUGAUAGCUACUGGGAAGAAAAGUGGAGGGUUCUCCACAAGGCUGAAGAACUCAAGCAAGAUGGAGUAGAAAAACAGGUGCCAACUCGGAAGAAGGGAUGGACAGAUAAGGUAAAGUUUAGUUUGAAAAGAACAGCAUCUGACCCCUCUUCAUCAAAGAUUAAAAGUGGUAAAAAGGAAUCCAUAGCAUCGGGUAGGCGCAGUUUGUUAGAAGAUCUCUCUAAGGAACUUGGCUUAGAGGAAGAUAAUGAAAAACCGCACUGUCGUGAUAAUAUGUCUGCAAUAGUUGAAGAGGAGCAACUGUGUGAUAACUCCGAAUGCAGCAACAAGUAUUCUCCCGAAGAUAGAUGUAGCAGUGAGGACAACUCAUCUGUUAUUUCUUGCCCAUCUAGUCCUCCUAAUGAGGCCCAUGAUCAAAAAAUUGACUCCGAGAUAAGUAAUGAUGGGUCUAACUUAUCCCUUGAUGGAAUUGAUGAAUGUGCAUUUAGUAGUCCUAUGGGUUCACUUCUUCCAAUCUCUGAUGAUCCUGAGAAUGUAUCUCAGACACCAAGGAGCAAUGAUAUUAAUAAUUCUGCAGGAAAUUCAACCACACACUCGAAUGAGAGAAAAUUGAACAAAUUUCAGUGGCUACGGAGGUUCGGGUGGAGUAAUGACGAGUGUAUGUCAGAGAAAGGAAGCAAUGCUUCUGAGGCUGUAAAACCUGACAGUGAUUGUAAUAAUCAAGGUAACACAAUACCCUGUUCUACAGUCAAUGGACAUUGUAGUUCUGUUAGUUGCGACGGGGAAUCUGCAGACCAAAAUGUGAUGAGCACAGUGAGGAAUAUUGGGCAAGCAAUGCUUGAGCAUAUCCAGGUGAUUGAGUGUGCUCUCCAACAAAACCAGGGCCAGGGAGCAUCAUUGGAUAACAUUGAAAGGCAGGUUACUGCCAUGUCAGCUCUCAAGGAGCUCCGCAAAAUAAGCAGUCUUUUGUCUGAGAUGUGAGCCGAAUCUUACAUUGACCUGUCUUGUAUAUAUAUUGUAAUUACAAUUCUUUAGUGUCAAGUUGGGAAGGAGCGGAUUCAUAUCUUACAAGGACGUAAGUUCAAUUUUCAUUAUCUUUAUGAAGAUCUUGCUGAUGAAUAAUAUGUAAGUAUUACUAUAAGCCAUCUUUGAGUCUUGAGACUUGUCCUAUCUUCGAUGAGUAUUUGGAAUUCAAGUCACCUAAGCUUUUAGUUAAAAGAAAAAAAAAAGUUUCUUCUGCUUCAAUUCUAUUAUACCUCUUGAGUACCAUAGUUUUGUAGAUAUGAAUGUGUAAAUAAUAAUAUUCAAGUUACCAUAAAAUAAAUUAUGAUGAUUCAUUCUUGUUUA